Messenger RNA from Brenthis ino (lesser marbled fritillary), 1572 nucleotides. Lineage: Eukaryota; Metazoa; Arthropoda; Insecta; Lepidoptera; Nymphalidae. The record is from the annotation of a GenBank genome assembly.
AUGGCGAACAUCGUGCUGUACGCAUUGCUCGUGACGGCCUCGCUGGCCACUCUCACGCAUGCAGGUGCAGCGCGUUUCGGCGACCGUAUCGCGCCACGAGUACCUGCGCCGUACGCACCACGCAGUGCACCCGCGUCGCACCAUUACGUCGAAAAUGAAGAUGACGAUAUGUACGAACAAGAUUUCGAUGAAGAAAGCGUUAAAGAUGCAGAAGAGGAACCACCAUUAGAGACAAAACCUCCGCCACGGCGACCUACACGUACUGAAGCUCAUCGAUUGGAAAUGAGCACGGAAUAUUUUGUUGUACCCGAACGACCUUCAUCGGCCCCAGUACCCUCUUCAACGAUUCGUGUAAUUACAUAUUCAACAUUAAAGCCGAUAAAUGCGACACCCGUUCAAGUAACACCUUCACCGAAACUCACCAUACUCAGGCCAGAAUCUUGGGCAGUGCCAAUAUUAGCAUUAGCUAGCGUAAGCAUGAUUAUCAUUGGAGGUUUUGAAUCUUUUAUAGUGUGGGGAGCAAGUAAGAAAGCGCCCAGUCAGCGACAUUUACUCCUCGGACAGACUUUACUUUUCGGACUAUUUACUUGUGCGGCUACAGCAGCACUAUUUACCGCUGCACCUACUGCAUUUACGUGCGGUGCUGUGCGCUUCGGAACUGGAGUUGCCUAUGUGAUUGUGUUUGCAUCGCUACUUGUCAAAUGUGUAUUUUUAUUAAGUUUAAAUGGUGGCGUGUACUUACCAGCAGCAUACCAAGGACUAUUAUUAUUUUUCGCGGUAAUGAUUCAAGUGGCAAUUGGCGCACAAUGGUUAGGUGGUUCACCUCCUAGAGUCCCAAUCGAAGCAACGCGAUGCGACUCUCCGUUAUCAGACUUGUUACUGUCGUUAUGCUACGCAGCAUUUUUAAUUGCAGUUGUGUGUAUUGUAGCUUUAAGAUCGCGUGGUAUACGCGAUAAUUACCGAGAAGCGACCCAUAUUGCAGGUGCUGGAGGUGCGACCGCCGCUGUUUGGAUUUGUUGGGUGGCAGCAGCCCUGGGUGCGCCAGAACAGCACCGAGAAGCAUGUGUCGCAGCUGGAUUAUUAGGCACAUGUGCUGUAGUGUUUGCAUUAAUGUUUGCGCCAAAAGGAAGGCGACUCGCCGCAUUAGGUCGUGAGGGCCGAUGGGAUGCAGACCGAGAGGAAGGAUUGAGUUCAAUUGGAGCGGGUGCUUCAGGCUAUUCGCCUUCGUUCUUCCAUUUCAAGCCAGUUAAGUACGGCAUGGUUUCGGCGGCAGCCCCAGCGCCGCCUAUGCUCGACCGCAAGGAGCCCCCUGCUCAGCCAGCCGAUCCAUAUGAGUUCAUGUUUGCCGGGUCGCACCUGCACGAACGUUCUUUGUGUCCUCCGUCACAGUAUCCCCUGCACCCUCUAACACAUUACCACUACAACUAUCAGCCUUAUCACUAUCUUCUACCACCAGGCGUGAUAAUGCGUCCGGAGGAGGGCAACGUGUACACGAGCGUGGAGCCCACCUUCAGCAGCAACCCCAACGUCUACUUCCAACGCACAGAGCCGUUGCACGUCGGCAUGAUGUAC